This is a messenger RNA of Esox lucius (northern pike), 8779 nucleotides long. It is a transcript of the gene cabin1, whose product is annotated as calcineurin binding protein 1. Gene Ontology annotation, cellular component: nucleus. Gene Ontology annotation, molecular function: nucleosome binding; protein binding. The transcript is spliced from 38 exons. Gene Ontology annotation, biological process: chromatin organization. The record is from RefSeq and is a predicted model, not a curated record. Lineage: Eukaryota; Metazoa; Chordata; Actinopteri; Esociformes; Esocidae. The coding region runs from base 224 to 7039 and encodes 2271 amino acids.
GCUCUUCAACCCUCGCUGAAGAAGAGCUUUGUAUGCUUCACACCGGUGUCAACGUCUGUGCAGCAUCAUACAGCUAGCUAGGUUCAUCGUAUUGUAUAAUUGAUGCAGACUCGAUUCGAUCAACAAAGCCUUUAAACCAGUGUGUCGAAUGCAGGCAAUGAGAUUGGGAAGUACUGGUCUGGACAAAUGGAAUCGAAGACAACUCUAGGCACAUGAUUCAGAUAUGAUCCGGAUAGCUGCUCUAAAUGCAGCCUCAGCAGCUGCAGAUGAAUCUGAAGACCCCCUGAAAACGAAAAAGAGUCAAACUAAGGAGGCUCAGGAAGCUGAGGCAUUUGCUUUGUAUCAUAAAGCUUUAGAUCUUCAAAAACAUGACAAGUUUGAGGAGUCUGCCAAGGCUUAUCAUGAACUCCUUAAAACCCCAUUGCUCAAAGAGGCAAUGCCCUCGGAUGACCAAAAGGUGGGUCUUAAGCAUCCCGGACUGAUGCUGAAAUACUCUACCUUCAAAAACCUGGCUAGUUUGGCAGUGCUGCGGGAUGACUUGGAGACAGCUAUGGAGUUUUACUUGGAGGCUGUGAUGCUGGAUUCCACAGAUGUCAACAUGUGGUACAAGAUUGGUCAAGUGGCUGUGCGACUGCUGCGCAUUCCUUUGGCACGGCAUGCCUUUGAAGAAGGUCUGCAAUGUAAUCCAGACCACUGGCCCUGUUUGGACAACCUCAUUACUGUUCUCUACACACUCAGUGACUAUAGCUGCUGUUUGUAUUUCAUCUCCAAGGCCCUGGAAAAGGAUCAUUGUUACACCAAAGGCCUGGUGUUGAAAGAGAAGAUCUUUGAAGAGCAGCCUUGUCUGAAGAAGGAUUCUAUGCAGAUGUUCCUCAAUUGUGACAUGUCCAUUCACUAUGUGGAGGUGGAUGAGGAGGAGACCCAGACAAUUGUGGAGGAGGCAAUGGAUCUGCGACGACGCAGACAUGCACUCUCUGCCCGGGAAUUGAUACCAGACCUGGCGCUGGUCCAACCCAUCCGAUGUUUUUCGUGGAAGAAUGUUGGAGAGAGCCUCCUUGCCAUGUACAGACAUCAGACCACAUGCGAGCCACCAUGCCCAAGCCUUGGUCGCAGGAUUGACUUGUCCCAGUACCGUGACCCCAACUGCCUUCAGUCCCCACUUCCUGAACCCUGCCCUUCUGUCAGUGAGAUCCAGACCAUACCUAGCAGCAGCCCCAGCUCCUCGCUGCCUCCCCUUCCUGUCCCUGAGCCAUUAACAACGUCCCUGCCUAGCCCUCUGGUUCAGAUCACAAAGAACCAGACUGUAGAGGUCACGACAACUGCUGCACCCUCUGUUGCUAUGGAAACCUCCCUCGCUGAGAAGGAGAAGUUGAAGAAGGCCCCUAAGAGGAGACGUAUGACGGAGGACUGUGGAGACACGGCAAAACGCCGCUCAGCACGUGUCAGAAACACCAAGUGCAAGAAGGAGGAGAAGAUUGACUUCCAGGAACUUCUGUUUAAAUACCUACCAUCCAGACUGAAGAAGUUUGACCUUGAGGAUGGUGACGAGAGCCUAAGUAACCUGGAAGCCCAGUGUGAAGCAAAGCAGGACUCCAAAUUACUCCAUGGCGCCAGCGGCAUGCCUUUAGAGUCUAUUGAAUACAUGGAAUUAGAACAACAGGAUGUCCACAAAUUCCUGCUCAAUAAUAUGAGCAAUGGUGGGAUAUUAGAUUUGAUGAUGCACUAUCUGAAAUCCGUGGGCCUGAGGUUUAUGGAGGAGUGGCCUCGGGGGCUGACCUCUGUGGUGUUGCAGGUGUAUCACUGCUGGAGAAAGCACUGUAGUGGCCUGCCUAAUCCACUGCUACGUGACUGCAGUGAUCAGCAUAUACGGGAAAUGUUGUUGAUGAGCUUAUCCUGUAUGGAGCUUCAGUUGGAACAAUGGUCUCAUAGCAAAGGAAAGAACGGGUCCCCAAGAAAGUGCGUUGGAGGCCAAAGCAGUGUUGUGAGUGACACCGAGUUCCCUGGUCAGCAUUUUGAUGGGGACCUUUUACAGCUGGCCCUGGGAUCAUCACAGGCAGACUUGUUUGAGGAUAACUGGGUGACAAUUGUGGUGCGUGUUUAUUGGCUGAAAGCACGCUUCUUGGCCCUGCAGGGAGACAUGGACCAAGCCCUGGAGAGUUACGAUGUGUGUACAGGCAUGUUGCAGAGUCAGCAACAGACUAGCGAGGAAAACAAGUACACCAUCUACCUACCCAACUUACGUGUGGACUCCGCAAUCUCAGUGGAAGAGGUUGAUAAGAAGCUGAAGUCUCUGGAGCGAUGUCAGUCACUGGAGGAGAUCCAGCGUCUUUUUGAGUCUGGCGACUAUGACUCUGUGGUGCGGCUGCUGCAGCCCACCCUUAGUUAUGGUUCUGGCCGGGUCAGUCCUUUGGAGUUUGUCAGUUCUGUGCCUGAGAGGCCUGCCCAGCUGCUGCUGCUGCAGAACUCCCUUUUGAAACAGAAGGAUUACCGUCAAUGUCUGGAGUGCACUGAAGUGGCCCUUAACGAAGCCCUGCAGCAGCUCAACGCUGUCCCAGCCAGCUCCUACUCUGCCAAGGAGGAGUGGGUCUCCACUAUCACAAAGCUGCUGGGAGGCAUCGAGGUCUGCUUCACAGAGGACACUCAACUCCUAAGCAACGUCAACCGUUACACCAGCAUGGCCAGGCUGGCCAACAACCUCAUCCAGCUGAUUGACUGUAGCAUGGUGAUCCCUGAUGACCCCAAGGAGCCUAAUUUCUCCUCAGUCCUGCCCUGGAUUCUGCUGCAUCACAUCAUCAAGCAUGAGGAGGCCGCGUUCAAUUGCCUUCUUCGCCAGCACAUUUCUAGGGAGGACGAUGAAGAUGAGUCUCACACCCCCAUGCUGCCCUCGUCUCUGAUGCUGCUCAACACUGCCCAUGAGUAUCUAGGUCGCCGUUCUUGGUGCUGCAACUCCGAUGGAGCACUGCUCAAGUUCUAUGUUCGUGUUCUGGAAAAAGAGCUGACUGUUUCUAAACCAGAGGAUACCCAUCCCUACAAAGAGGAAUUGGAGAUGGCCUUGGAGCAGUGUUUCUACUGCCUGUACGCCUACCCCAGCAAGAAGAGCAAGGCUCGCUACCUGGAGGAGCACUCUUCUCAACAGGUAGAACUCCUGUGGAGCAACGCCCUUUUCAUGUUCCAGUAUUUCAAGCCCAAGACUCUGCCAGAGUUCGACAGUUACAAGACGAGCACAGUGUCUGCUGACCUGGCCAAUCUGCUCAAAAGGAUCUCUGGCAUCGUGCCCAACAGUGACACACCAAUUCUCACCAUGGAUGAGGUGUCAGCCUACAUUGAGAGCACGGCUGGGAAGGAGCCUGUCCCUUGCCUUCCUGAGGGUGGUGCUCCAGCACCCCCGGUGGUCAAUGAAAUCUACUACCUCUUGGCUGACUACCACUUCAAGAACAAGGAGCAGUCAAAGGCCAUCAAGUUCUAUAUGCAUGACAUUUGUGUGUGUCCAAACAGGUUUGACUCCUGGGCUGGCAUGGCACUGGCAAGGGCUAGCCGCAUACAGGACAAGCUCAAUUCCAAUGAGUUGAAGAGUGAUGGCCCAAUCUGGAAACACUCCCUGGCUGUGCUCAACUGUUUUAAGAGGGCCCUGGAGAUUGACAGCUCCAACCUGGCUCUUUGGAUUGAAUAUGGCACCAUGUCUUAUGCCUUGCACUCCUUUGCCUCACGCCAACUUAAACAGUGGAGGAGUGAGCUGCCCCCUGAGGUUGUCAAACAGAUGGAGGAGAGGAGAGACUCCAUGCUGGAGACAUCUUCCCAGUGUUUCCAGGGUGCGUCACGGUGUGAGGGGGAUAGUGAUGAGGAAGAGUGGCUCAUCCACUACAUGAUGGGAAAGAUCGCUGAGAAACAGAAGAAGCCGCCCCGGGAAUACAUCCAGCUCUUCAAACAGGCAGCGCAUUAUCUGCAUGAGGAGGCUGCCAGAUACCCCCGAAAAAUACACUACCACAAUCCCCCUGACUUAGCUAUGGAGGCCCUGGAGCUGUAUUUCCGUCUAAGCGCCACCAUCCUGAAGCUGCUGGAGGCUGAAGAGCCUGAUCUGGACCACGAGGUCUUCUUCAACGUCCUGGUUGAGGCCGCCACUGGACCCUUUGCCCGGGGUGAAGAGAAGACCAUGCCCAGGUCCCACGAGAAGGAGAAGCCCCUCUCGUUGAUGGACGAGGACUCCCACUGCUCCGUGUCGUCUGUGUGUGAUGCGGCUGCCGUUCACGAGACCUCCCUCCCAUCCAACGCUGCAGGUCUGACAUCCCCACCUUACACGGCCACUCCGGUUGACCACGAUUACGCCAAACGUAAAACCCUCCGGCGGCAGCAGCAGCAGACGUGGCAGCAGCAGAAAGAGGAGGAGCAGCAGGCCGAUGAGCGCAGUCAGGACAGUGUGGUGAUGCUGUCUGACUCCAACUCCACCCAGGAUGCCUUCACAGACCCCACCAGCUCCCAGGACAGUGGCCAUGUUAAGUUACAGUCUGCUUUCACAGACCCCGCUAGCUCCCAGGACAGUAGCCAUGUUAAGUUACAGUCUCCAUCUGGAAAGGGCAGCACUUCUUCAUCUGAGAACACCACCCCUGUCAAGGAGCAGCCACCAGUGGAAGACACUUACUCUCAUGGUGAAAAAAGCAACGGAGGUGGGACCUCAAUCUCGAUGGAGGAUAAAGAAUUAAUCCAGGAAGUAGUGGACGCCAUGUCAGUUACAGUACCGGAGGCUGGUUCCCCAAAGACCAUCAUAGAUUCUUGCCCUCAUCCACUGCCUGUUCCAUCCACCCCACCAAAGGCAUCGUCCUUUCACCAGGCAAAUCAGGCCACCCCCCAGACUCCAAUUCAUCAGGCCACCCCCCAGACUCCCGCCAGUGAUGGAAAGUGCCGUCAAUCAAGGUGGCCAGAGCCCCCAUCAGAGGUGGUGGAGGUGCCCAAGGCCCUCCCUAAUGACCGGACUGAGCAGCGUCGCAUGCUAGUGGAGAUGUGUGUCCGUGCUCUCUUCCUCUGCCUAGGACGAUUCCCCCAGCACUAUAAGAGCCUCUACCGCUUGGCUUUUUUCUACACCAACAGCAAAACACACCAGAAUCUGCAGUGGGCACGGGAUGUGUUGCUAGGAAGCAGUGUCCCAUGGCAACAGCUGAAGCACAUGCCAGCACAAGGACUUUUCUGUGAGAGGAACAAGACAAACCUGUUCAAUGGCAUCUGGCGUAUUCCAGUGGAUGAGAUUGAUCGCCCCGGCAGUUUUGCAUCUCACAUGAACCGAUCCAUCGUCCUUUUGCUGGAAGUGCUGUCUCAGUUGAAGGACCACGACACACUGCUCAAAGUUUCUUUCAUGCUCCAGAGAACCCCUGACCAGGGAAAGAAGUAUUUGCGGGAUGUGGAUCGUCAGGUUUUGGCCCAGAGAGCAUUUUUCCUAGCUGUAAAAGUGUUGGAAGAUAAUCUGAACAAACUCACCGGGGUUCCAGAGCAGACUUCCAAAGUGUCUGCGCCCUCCAUGGGGGAGAUGACUACCACCGACACAUCCAACAGGCCUAGUGCAGAAGAUAGCAGUCACGGACUGCCGAAGAAGCCUGGGUUAACUGAGCGCCCUCAGGUUACCGCCCCAGGCCCGGACUCCGAACCCCAGGAGGCCCCUCAGACACAGCCAGCCUUACUGGCCACAGAGCGAGUACAGGGGGAUCAGCAGCCAGUUACGCCAUCCGGGAAGAUGGCAGCUGCUGCGAGUGAGGGAGCCAGAGCAGGGCCAGAGGUGCCCAUGGAGCUGGAUGAUGGCCACCUGGGGCAUUCUUUCAGGACCUUAGACUCUCAGGGCAGCCACCCAGACACUGAGCCCCCCACAACUGUCCGUGAGCCUGAGGAGAAAGUGGCUUUGAGUGGUCGGACACCAGAGCUUUCUCUGGAGGAACUGAGCAUUAGCUCCAGGCAGCAGAACCUCCAGCACCAGCUCAUGGGUUCGUUAGCUAAGGGCCCAUUGUUAGCUCCCGGAGCAGAGCAGGGACUACGCAGACCCAGCAGGAAGCGGAAGCUCCUUGAUGAUGUGGAGUCAGGCAAAACACUUCUAAUGGAUGCCUACCGGGUGUGGCAACAAGGUCAAAAGGUCAUGACCUAUGAUCUGGGGCGCAUUGAGAAUAUCAUGUCAGAAACAUACAUGCUCAUUAAACAGGUGGAUGAGGACGUGGCCCUGGACCAAGCAGUGAAGUUCUGCCAGAUACAGAUGGCAAUGUCAGCGCAACGACAGUCUGCUGGGGAUGCUCCAACAACACCCAAGUACACCAAGGAUCACCGUGACAUCUUCUUUCCCUCCUCUCUGCCUACACCGGUCUUGCUUAGCCACACAGCCUGUCACCCCCUGUCCGUCCAGCUCCAGGACAGCCAAGCCAAGCUCCAGCACGAGCCCCUGGGCAAAGUGCCCAGACCUCCAGCUAGUGGCUCCAACGAGCAGGUCCAGCCUCAGCACAGGAGAGCCAUCCUGCCCAUCCACUCUGCUUCAACUAUGGCCUUCCACCCUCAAACAGAGGAACGUGAGAAGCACCCAGGGGUCCUGUCUUAUAGACCCCAGGAGUCUCAUCUUUGCCAACAGAUGAAGCUGGCAACUGUGUCACCAGGGCAAGAGGCUGCAAGCUGGCACCAUGAAGAGCCUGCAUGUUGUAGUGCAACACAACCCUGCUCAGACCUGCAGAUGUACAGCAGGGGUGAGCUGUCUAAGAUGUCAGACCCCAGUCGCAUCCGGUCCCGCAUACCCCCGAACAUGCCAAAGCUCUUCAUCCCCUCCGUCGUCACAAAGUUCCCCCCGGAAAUCACCGUCACCCCACCUACACCCACCCUGCUCUCCCCCAAAGGAAGUAUCUCAGAAGAAACUAAGCAAAGACUCAAGAAUGUGAUCUUAUCCUCCCAAUCGGCUGCCACAGUCAAGAAGGAGACGUUGAUCCAGCCAGCCCUUGAGGUGCAGGAGACCUCCAGUCAGGAGUCCUCUCUGGAGAGCGAGUCGGACGAUGGAGAUGAGGAGGAUGAUUAUAUGGAUGUCUGAGCUAAUCUGCGUCCCUUGUUCCGUUUUCAGCUACAUGACUGAACCAACCUGGACUAUUACUAACCCCGCCACCUCCCCCCUUGACAGUGGAACGGUACAUGUCACUUCAGAUAGUAGCUAUGUGUUGGUUUAAUAGGUCUAUCUUGUAUUUUUAUGCUGAAUGGUAAAAAGCUUCUAAAGGGGAAAGCUUUUGGUCUGGUCGCUCAUUACAAUGUUUUUCUCUAGAAACUGUUGAAAUUGUGCAUGACUUCUAUAUAUUUCUAUUUCAACAACAAAUGUACGAUAAAUGUACGAAGUGCCAUUUACACUUACCACACCUGCCAGCUAUCCAAGCUCUGCAUUUUAUUUCACAUUAUAAUGAGAAAAGGUUUACAAUGGUGAUCUGAAUGACACUUACUGUAUCUGAAAUAGUCGGAAUUGGUGGAUUGUUGCUAUGCAGUCACAUUUUUAGCCUGCAAUACAGUUGGUAUCAUUGGCUGUGAUUUUUACAUCUUCCAUGAUGGAGAGUAGAAUUCUGCCUGCUAAUACUGUAUGCCCCUACUUCGGCAAAAUCCUUGUUGUUGGGGUGCAGCAUCGCACACAAAGGUGCUUCAGCCUGAUAUGUGCCAUGGCAACAUAUCACUGCUACCAGCUAACUUGUUUUCCAUAGGCAUUGAUUUAAGAAUCUAAAGGAACCCAAAUUUGUAUGUGACCUGUAUUUUCAUACACAAUAACAUUCUAUUAGGGCCAUUAGCGGCAAAUUAGGUGUUUAAAUAUAGGGAUUCUAAUGCAAUGUUGAGGAAUCUACUAGUCCAAAGCCUAAUAACCUGUAGCAGAUUGGAUAUGUUUACUAUCCAUGUGGGAUGUUUUUGAAUUGACUUUUAUGUUCUAUUUUUGUACUUAACUGUAUUAUUGCAAGUCUUGCUUGAUUUUGUGUCUGUUUGGAUUUCUAGCUUGCAGGAGCCUUCUUUACCAGGAAGAAAUCCGGUCACCAGCAUGGCUCAGAAUAAUAGACGGGUGUUUUUGUGUUAGUCUGAAUUAGCUUUUGUACAUACAGUUUCAAAUGAGGCUACAUUUGUAGAGCACAUGUAUAAGGGUUAAGGUUGGGGUAAGUACGCCUCUACUUUAGUCAAAUCAAGAAAUGCAAAUUGAACUAACUUGUCAUUGUCUUAUGUCAUUGAGUACAGAAUCAUGUCCAGGAGCCAUCUAAGAACGUAUCUAAACGUUUAUGUUAUGCCCCUUUGCCAAACACUAAUCCCUAUACUAUUUUUAUUCACUGGUAGAUCAGUAGAAAUGGUUGUGCUGUUUGGCGCAAGACAAUGCUAAUUGAGUUACUUUUGUCAGUCGUGUUUACUGAAUUUGCUGGCAUUGGAAUGUAAGGGUUGGAUUUUCGUAAUUGAGAGAAAAUGCAUUACCUAUUGAUCAGUUUGGGAUGUUAAAAAUUUACUCAGAGGAACAUGAUAGAAUUAUUAUUUUUAUUAGGAAAGGAUAUUUACCAUAUGUUUCUUGUAAAUUCUGUAUGGCUUUUUGAAGUUUAAAGUCUUGCUUGACUACCUAUAAGUGGAUGUUUGUAUUUUUUGGUGUAAAAAACGUUUAGUAUUUCUUCAGAGUUUCACAUGGGAAUGUAUCAUGACUGAGAGGUCACUUGUGUCUAAGGCUUUUCUUCUACUAUUAAACCUUAGCUUAGGCUAUGGAUUUUCUGUUCUCUAUAAUUGACUUUAACAUUAAAGAUGUCACAAUCUGAAAAUAUGUUUUAUACUC